UUUGCCGUCGUUGUUUUACUAAGCGUAGGCGCGCGUUUUAUCGCAAACGCGCUUUAGGCUAGCGCGUGUAUCGGGAAAACGUCUUCAACAUCUCUCCGCGGCAGUUCUCCGCGGCACCUGUGACGGUAUUGCGCCGUAACGUUUGUUACUACCCGCCAUUUAAUCGAAAGACGACACCGGAGCAGUUAGCUUUAUAGCUGAACGACAGUAGUGCUGUGUCCGCUGUGAACGUAAAUUUACAUGGCAAGAAGAAUAGCCACCAUGGCCUCCUGCGCGUAUGCUGCUUAAGAUGUUAAUAACGUUGUGCUACGUCUACCUGUGGGUGCGCUUUCAUAAGUGCUACUCUGUGCUGAUCCGCAACAGUCUGUCCAGAUUUAACAGCAGCAGCAGCUUCAGCUUCAGCGUCUGUCCCAGCUCGGCCUCACCAGUAGUCUCAGCACCAGCAACUAGACGCCACACGGCCGCACGCCGGCAGCCCAGCCCUCAUCCACACGAAGACAUCGUCUUCCUCCAGCUGGGAGACAAGGCCGUCUAUGUCACAGAGCCUCAGGCAUGUGAUGACCUCAGCAAAUGGACUCUGCUGUUGGGGUCGUCACUGGUUUGUGGUCCACGAAUAGAGAAUAUUUCAUUCAUCAUUGAAGCUACAGGACACAGAGUGGGCUGCAAUUCUCCUCACACAUCGAAUAAGAAAGUGCUGAAGUGGUCUGACUACUGUCUUCCUGUGGCCUGUAGCCCUGGCCAGCCAUUUCGGGCAGUGGCUCAGGCCAGUGUAGAAAAUUUCAGUCGGCUGGGGGUGGCUUUUAUCGAAGAUCGCCUUCAUCUGGACAAUGGACUUAUCCCUUCAAAGAUAGUCCCUGUCCUCCUUCAAGAAUCCACUCUCAGUGCACUGUUGGAGAAGCAGUGUCCACAGACCCCAAAGACUGAGACUCCACUCUGGGUCUGUGGCACUCAGACUGAAGAGGGUGUUGCUGAGCCUUUGCCUUGUCACCUGUCAACUGACCAACAGCACCUACACUGCCGUAAAGGAAGUCUUUUCCUCACCCCGGAGGCAAAGAGGAGAUUAGAAGAGCGACGAGGGUCAGAGCCACUCCGCAGCACCCAGGAUCGGGGACCUGUUGGUGACUUGGAGGACCACUCUUUGGGGAAUCAUCACCACAUGGAGGGCCAUGGACACCAUCUCCAUCUGUCCAGCUGCCACGAAUGUUUAGAGCUUGAAAACAGCACUAUCCUCUCUGUCAAAUAUGCCUCAGCUGAGAACAUUCCAGACCUUCCUGAUGAUAACUCAGCAGGACUUGAUAGUGGGGAUGAGACUCUGGAUGAAGUUGAGCAUGAUGCCAAAGGGGUUUUUGGUCAAAGCAGCAGAUUUGACCGUAAUAGCAAACCGCCAAAUGUUCUGGUGUACACAGGUGGUUGCCAGGAGCGUUUUCAGGCAGUUAGUCGGCUUUUAUCAGAGUGUGUAAACAUGGAAGACAACAUAAUAUAUCCCCUCCUGCCUCAGCAGGCUUUGAGUGAUCCUUGGCUGGACAACACCAGGCUUCUGGUACUGGCAGAGGAGGAAACUUUGACCCCCCAGCUUCAGACCUGCUUUCUCACCUACCUGAGUCAGGGUGGUAGGGUACUAGGGCUAGCCUCCACCCUCUGCCCUGCAGGCCUCUGUCUGGAAAUCAGGGAGAGGAGACGGGGGCAGGUUAGCAGACUCAGCUUCACCAGGGAGGAUUGCACUGAACUGGAACUGAGCUUGUUGGCAAGUGGGAAGGUCUACAUCAGGAAUACUCAGGGAGGAGGGGAAGUGGAGCUCUGGGGGGAGCUGAAAGGGGAUGUCCCUCACCAGAGGGAUAUGGUUAUAGUCAGAGUUACCCAUGGAGGGGAUGGCGGGGAAGCUGUGCUCUGUCAGGUCCACCUGGAAAUUGCCCCUGACUCCCAGAACUUGACGUCAGAAGGUUUUGAUGAACUGAAGGUCAGCAAUGCACUGCGUUAUGAAGUCUUGACAGAGAUCCUCACCUCUCUGGGCCUCAGCUGUGAGCUAAACCAGACUCCAGCUGUGAGCCCAGUCCACCUGCUGGCAACCUCUCAAGAGGCCAAGACCAGCUUUCUGAAGUGGCUACAGAAACGUGCUGAUCAAAGUGGCCUCCUCACAUUGCCCAAGGCCUCCUUGAGGAUGGUGUCCUGUUCUGAGCUCUUGGAUGGUCCUGUGUUGCCCGAGGGCUCUCUGGCAAUGGUCAUUGACUCUUCAGAAUCCCAGAGCUGGGCACAGUUCAGUAUGGAGACCUACAGCAAGAAUCUGAAGACCAGUAUACUGGGGCGCACCGUGCUGUAUGCUGAGGUUGCCACAUCUACCAUGGACCUCUUAGAAGGGCUGACUCUUCAUUUACCAAAGGAUGUGGGGUUAAUAAGUGUAGCUGCUCGACAAAGCCAGGGCAGAGGUCGGGGUAGGAAUGCUUGGCUCAGUCCUCUGGGUUGUGCCAUGUUCACUCUGAGUGUCCAGGUUGAGCUGAACUCCAGGCUUGGACAGAGGAUUCCUUUCCUGCAGCAUUUGGCUGCUCUGGCAGUGGUGGAAGCUGUUCGUACUCUUCCUGGAUACCAGGACAUAGACCUGAGGGUGAAGUGGCCCAAUGAUAUCUACUACAAUAACCUAAUGAAGCUUGGGGGAGUGCUGGUGACUUCCACUGUAAUAGGAUCAACCUUUCAUCUGCUCAUAGGCUGUGGGUUCAAUGUGACAAACAGCAACCCAACAGUUUGCAUCAAUGACCUGAUCCAGCAGUACAACAGACAGCAUAACAGCAGCUUGCAGCCACUCAGCUGCGCCCAGCUCAUCGCUCGGACUGUCAGCUGCCUGGAGGAACUCAUCAGCAACUUCCAACAAGGAGGCCCAGAUGCCAUCCUGCCUACCUACUACAAGAGAUGGCUUCAUAGCGGGACUCAAGUGCAUCUCUGGAGUGAGGAUGGACUGGAGGCUGAGGUGGUGGGUCUUGACCACAAUGGCUUCCUCAAAGUGUACAGCAAGGAGCAGGGUGUGGUCUCACUGGAGCCUGAUGGAAACUCCUUCGACAUGCUGAAGAACCUGGUGGUCAUCAAGCAGCGUUAGGACAUAACAAGUGCGAAAUCAUUGUCUCAUUCAACACAUUGAGCCAUUAGCUGGGUUACUUAGUGUGACAUAAAACUUUAUGUUAAUAUAUAAAUGUAUCAGGGUUUUCUAAUUGAUCAAUACAUUGCAAAAUACAUUGUAUAAAGUGGGAGUAUUGGUUAUCUUCUCCUUAUGUUAAGACAUACAUUUGUACAUGUCGGGCUAAUUUGUUGGAGGACAAACAGUAAUGAUAACUGGGUUUAAAGGCAGCUACAAGAAAUAUCUGCAUCAGUGAUGGGUUACGAGCACAAAGAUCAGUUUGAUCAUUCUGGUUUCGGAGCACCGAAUCAAACCAUUAUCUAACAACUUGUACCACUGUCUGGGAACAAUAAACCUUGUACCCCUCAUUUGAACAUGUAACCUGAUUUCACUGUUACAUGAGAAUACAUUCAUUACAAUUUUUUUCUGUGGCCAAUUUCAGCAAAAUAAAGAUUCCCACAAAAAUCUUGGCAUUCUCUCAAUCAGCUUCAUGAGGCACUCACCUAAAAUGGUUUUCAGUUAACAGGUGUGCCUUGUCAAGAGUUAAUUUGUGGAAUUUCUUGCCCUUCUUAAUGUGUUUGAGACCAUCAGUUUUGUUGCACAGAAGUAGGGUUGGUGCACAGUUAACAGUCUUGUUUGACUACUGUAAGAAUUUAUAUUAUGGCAAGUGGGACUCGGCUAAAUACAGAGAAACGACAGUAAACCAUUACUCUAAGACAUAAAGGUCAGUCGAUCCAGAAGAUUCCAAGAACUUUGAUGGUUUUUCCGACUGCACCAGGAAAGGA
Molecule: messenger RNA, 3888 nt
Organism: Chelmon rostratus (copperband butterflyfish)
Lineage: Eukaryota; Metazoa; Chordata; Actinopteri; Chaetodontiformes; Chaetodontidae
Gene: hlcs
Product: holocarboxylase synthetase (biotin-(proprionyl-CoA-carboxylase (ATP-hydrolysing)) ligase)
Exons: 11
Coding region: 278-3085 (935 amino acids)
Biological process (GO): protein modification process
Cellular component (GO): cytoplasm
Molecular function (GO): biotin--[biotin carboxyl-carrier protein] ligase activity
Source: RefSeq, a predicted model, not a curated record